Molecule: messenger RNA, 5963 nt
Organism: Prorocentrum cordatum
Lineage: Eukaryota; Dinophyceae; Prorocentrales; Prorocentraceae
Source: the annotation of a GenBank genome assembly
GCGACUGGGGACCCUCACCUCGCCAACGUGCUCGGGCAGAGGUUCGACCUCCGCAAGGAGGGAUGGCACACGUUGUUGCGGGUUCCCAGGGGUGCCAAGCGCGGGGCCGCCUUGCUGAGCGUCGAUGCGGAGGCGCGGCAGAUGGGCGCGGCGUGCGCUGACAUGUACUUCCAGUCGGUGAACCUGACGGGAAGAUGGGUCGGCUCCCAGGGCCGCGCCUUCAGCGCCGGCCAUGUCGCUGAGAAGGAGUCCCGGCGUUGGCUGCGAUACGGCCAGGUGGAGCUGAAAGUGGUCCAGGGCCACACUAAGAGUGGCAUCGUCUACCUGAACUUUUUCGUCCGCAACCUGAAAUUUGCAGGCUACCCUGUGGGCGGGAUUCUGGGAUUGGACGACCACACGGCCGCAGCUGAGCCCAGUCUGAAGUGCCAUAAAAUAAUCAGUUUGCUCUCGAUUGACGGGCUUGUGCAGACGAUGGCCGAAACCGUUGCUGCAUCGGGGGCGCCUGACAAGGUGAAGGCAGACUCUGCCAAAGCCUGGGCCGCCUACAAGUCGACAUACGAGGACGUUGGCCCCGCUGAAGAUGGGGCUUCCGCGCCCGGGGAGUGGAAGGCGGACAAGAAACAGGAACUGCAUGUAGAGAAGAGCUCUUCGACCCUGGAGCGCUCCCUCCACAGCAAGCUUGACGGCAGGGUACACUUUCAUUGGAAGGUGAACUUAAAAUAUGCACUCGACAACAGGACCCGCGCCGUUUUCGGCUUUCGCGGAGUGCUGCCGGACGUGCAGGCGACGUCGGUGCCCGCCGCGGCGCCGGGCCUGCAGCUGACGAAAAGAGCCCGGGGCGCAAACUUCAAGGAAACCACCGACAGGGGCCACUUCUACGCCUGGGCCCCGAAAGCCGGCACCCUUUAUUCGGGCACCAACUACCGGCCUUUUCAGGAGUACCGGGUGCAAGGGGAGUGGCUUGACGACCUGUGGCAUGACGGGAAGUUGCCGCACCAGGAGUACAAGGCGCUGGCCUUGCGAGUCCGGCUCGGUUACUCUGCCAGGAAGCGCGAGGUCGAACAGGUGAUGGAGGACGAGCGGGAGAGUCGGGUGGACAAGCGGGUCGCGCAGGUGGGCGCGGAGCUCCAGAAGCUGAAGGACAGCUUCUUGCAGCUGGAGUUCAGAUGGAAAAUCCUCGUUCUGUGGGCGGACAGCGCGUCCGGGAAAUCCACGUUCGCGGAGGACUUGUUCGAGCAGCCUUACACAGUCACGGUAGAAGAGGCAGAUCACUUGGACCUGCGAGGGUUCGAUUGGGAGAAGCACGAUGGAAUCGUGCUGGACAGCGUGAACAGUUUCGCCCAGCUCAGGAGGUGGCGCGCCGUGCUGCAAGGGCGGAAUGCGAAGAGCAAGGGCGGGCAGUCGGCGACGGGCAUGUACUCGUACACCCAGUACUUGUUCUCCACGGCCAUCGCCGCCACGGUCGACCUCGACGCGCCCGACGGCGCCCUGAUGGACCCAGGGAACCCAGGCCAUUCCAAAUGGCUUGUGAAAAACACAGUGGUCGUGCGGCUACCGAGAGGCGAGGCGUACUUCGACGCCAGCCGGCUGCCCCGGAACCGCAAGCUCCCGAACCCGUUCUCACCGAUGCCGGUGGUCUCGGAGAUGGUUCACCCGGGCUCGAUGGAUUUCGCCAACCAGAAGAAGUGCGUCAUGCUCCGUGACACCCAGGGGCUUCCAUGGUCCGAGAUUGCUGCGUUGUGCCAUGCGUUGAGGGGCAAGAGCGUUCGCCCGUCGCAGAGGCAGUGCCGGCGCGUGUACGGGGAGUUCUGGAAGUCUGCUGGCCGCAGGAAGUACCAGUAUGCGAAGUGCGGCAGGAAGACGUGGAAAGUCACCCCCGAGGUCAAGAAGUUCCUCGUGAGCAAGACGCUGGCUCUUCGGACGAAGCUCAUUUGCACUUCCACCACUCUGCAGCGGGAGCUGUUCAAAGAGAAGAACGUGAACCUUGAGGCGUCCACCAUUCGGAGGGCACUGCAGAGCAAAGGUUACCAUUGGCUGCCGCGAUGCCAGAAGCCGAAGUACAGCACGGAAGAUAAGGAGUUGCGCCUGGCGUUCGCGGAGCAGGUCCUGGCGAUGACCAAGAGGGAGUACGCUGCCCGCGUGACCAUGGCCAUGGACGGCGUCGCGUUGACCCUGCCCCCGGACGACCCCACCGAGAGGGGGAACUACUGCCACGUCGGCGAGAAGCACAUCUGGCGGAAGGCGAACGAGGCGACGAAGCCAGAGCUCACGGGCGGUGGCAUGUACAACAAGCAGGUGCCGUACAGCAGGGCUGUCCCCAUGUGGGGCGGCAUCGGGCCAGGGGGGUUCGGUUUGGUGAUGCACCACAAGUGGAAGAAGGUGGACCAGCACGAAUGGUCGCGGGCCGUGGCGAAGGGGAAGCUGGUCGCGGCGUGCAAGGCCGCGCGCCCGGACCGCAAUGGACCUCGCCGACUUGAAGGCCGGCCGCCAGCCCGUGAAGAAGGCGGGCCUGAAGGCGCGGCGCGCGUCCUGCUCCAAUCGCGCAAGGCGAAGGAGGUAGCGAAGAACCACUUCAUGUCGUUGCACAAAACGUGCGCGGAGGUGAAGAAGAAGCGCGGCGCGGCUUCCACGCGCGGGAUCAAAAGAAAAAAGCAGAUCGAAAUGAAGGCUUUGAAGGAUCGCCUCGCCAAGAUGGGCGACGACGAGAGGAAGGCCUGGCACAUUGAACAGAAGAGCAAGGCAUUGGCGAGUGGCCGCCACAAGAAGCGCGACUGGGCAGAGUGCAAGAAGCCAGGCGCGAUCGCCCUGGAGCGGCGUGGCCAGAUCUUGCUCGGCAAGUUCGUGGGCGCCCAGGUGAACAAGAUCAACGCGGACUCGAUGGGCACGAGCGUCACCCAGUCGAAGGGGAUUCAGAGCCUCGCGUACCUGCAGACUUUUCAGGCCGACGCGGCGUCCUCGCACCAGCGUUUCAACCGCCAUUUGGCCACGAGCCACCAAGACCGCGAGAUUCGGGGCUCGCGCAUUUCACACGCCGAGGUGGAGCAUUGCUUGUCGAUGGACAACGUGAAGGCGCAGGACGUGAUGAAUAAUGCGAUCUUGAGGGAGAUCGAGGAGAAGAAGGCCGCGCAGGAGGGGCAGGAGGACUACCUCGCCGACGAGGCCGCCGCUGCAAAGCUGCAAGCUGACGCGCGGAAGAGGCGAGCCGAGGGCAAGAAGAGCCGGGCCUCCCUCAGCUCGGACCUCGAAAUCGAUACCUACAAGACCCAGCUGAAGGCCGCCGAGACCGAGUUCCAGGCGAGCCGCCUCGACUGGUCCAAGGACACCAAGACGAUCGAGACUGCCGCCACGCAGUUGGCCGCAGACUCUGGCAACGAGUCGCUCCAGACGGGUGUUAAGGAGAAGAUCGCAGCUUGCGAGGCCAAACUUGGCCUCGUCAAACUCUACCACGCGGAGGUGAUCCAGCACUUCGCCGACUUGCUGAAAAAGGAAGGCUUGACUGCGGAGAGCUGCAUGGAGAAUGGGAAGGGCCUGAAGGAGGCGGUGAAGGCCGCCUGCAAGAAGCAACAGAUCAAGGACGUGAAGGAGAAGAUCCACGAGCUGAACAAGUACAAGAACGAGAUCGCCAAGAGGGCCGCGCAGGGCGCGAGGGCGCAGGCGAAGCAGAGCGCUCUCAACAAUGAGCUUGUGAACGCAGGUGGAGAUGAUUUCGGUGUCGGCUGCGACCUGUACACCGCCGUGCGUUCUCUCAAGGAUGAGGUUUUCGGUGCGAAUUUGAAGUGGAACUUGAACGACGCCUUCGAGUCGGAGAGGCCGCCAGCAGUUUUGAUUUCGGCCGAGCGCCUGAAGGGCGUUCGCAAGGAUAUCUGCGCGCUGGACUAUUACGAGGCGCAGAAGACGUGGGUGCAAGCCUCUACGAAGAAGGCCAAGCAGACGCACGCCGAUGCCAUCAUCGCGAAGGCGUCGGUCUGCACGACGGUCACAGGCCUGCUCAAGAAGGUAGCGCCGGGGGCCGAGCCUAUCACGCCGUCGACGGGGGACCCGAAAGUCGACGAGCUCUUCAGGAUGAGGCGAUCAUCGGCGUGGACUUGGACUGACACCCUCGAGCAGAAGGAGAAGCACUUCUUCGACAUGGGCGUGGGCGCCCUUGAGAAAUCGAUCCUCGAUCAUGGCUUCGCCUACAAGGGCGUGUCCGGGUCGUUGUGCAUGACCCCGCCGAGGUUCGCCGUGCUGGUGAGCUCUGGCGCGUCGGGCAGCCACGGGCUCCAGUGGUCGAUGCUCGGAGGCGAGCCGAACGCGAAAGUCACCGCGAGGCGCCCGACCGAUCUCGCCAGUCAGGGCCCCCAGGUCUCGGGCCAAGGUCCGGUCCAGAAGAAGCUGAUAACCUACGCGAGCUUGAAGGCGGCGCGAGGGCUGCCCAGCGGGGGCUGGCUGCAGGCGUGCCUCGUCGUGCCACUCAUGGGUUUCUCUUGGGCGCCCCACAUGUGCCAGCUGGCCCUGAGGACGGCCGUGGCGCGCGCAGGGGUGCCUGCCCAGCCCAUCAUCGAGGACGGGCUCCCGGGCGUCGUCUUGGGGCUUGAAGCUGAGCCCGCCGCCGCCGGGUACGUCGACAACUAUCUGCCGGUCGGUGCGGACGAGGGGCGCGUCGACCAGGCCCUGGACCGCAUCGCUGGAGCACUGGGGGCUGCUGGCCUGCGCGUCCACGCGCCUGAGCGGGCUGCGGAGUCCUGCAGUUUCUUGGGCAUGGAGCUGCGGCGCGGUCGCUGGCUCGCCGUCAAGGGGCGGUCCGUCUGGCGGCUCAGGUUCGCCAUCGAGGAGCUGCUGCGGCGCGGGCGCGCAUCGGGCCACCUGGUGCGCGUCGUGGUCGGCCACCUGACCUGGGCCUCGAUGGCGAGGCGCGAGGCGCUCGGGAUUCUCAGCGCCACCUACGCCUUCACGGCAGCCGCGGGCGCGGAGGUGCAGUCGCUGCGGCCCGCGGUCCGCGCGGAGCUGUGGCGCGCCCUCUGUCUGCUGCCGUUGCUGGUCGCCGACCUGGCGGCGCCUUGGGCAUCGCGGCCGGUGGCCAGCGACGCGAGUGAAGAGGGUCUCGGGGUGCGCCGCCGGCAGGCUCCGAGUGACCUCAUCGCCCGCUGCGGGCGUCAGCGCGAGCGGCGGCGAUGCAAAGUCGAGGGCACGCUGGACGACGCCCCGCACUUCAGCGUGGCCACGAAGGAGCCCUUGGAGAUCUCCCAGAGCCCGACGAGCCCCGUGGAGGACCCCUUCCAUGACCUCGGCACGUUCGGCGUCUCGGAGGAACCGCUGAUUUUGGGCUUGGGCAAGAGGCCGCCCCGCAUGCUGGCGCGGCGGCGGCUGGCGGCCGGGCAGCCGCGGGACUUGUGGAGGCCCGCGCGGCGCCCGGCGCUGGCGGCAUCGGAGGCGCGGGAGCGCUGCGCGGCCCUCGCCAGGCGCCUGCUGGCCGAGCGGCCGCCCCUGGGGCAGCGCAGCGCGCUGGAGACCAUGGCGGCGCGCCCCAACACGGAGUCGCAGUGCCGCAGGGUGCUGGAGGAGUUCGUGGCGCUCUGCUCGCGAAGCUUCAUGCCGGCUGCGCAGCAGCCUUCAGCCUUGCACCUCGACAAGGCCGAACCUCCCGCGGCGAUCGCCACUUACGUAAAUGCCACCUGGGAGAAGCAGGCGGCGCAGUCGACUCUGACAGUGGAAUACCUGAUUGUCGGCGGCGGCGGUGGCGGCGCUUCUGGGGGCGGCGGCGCCGGCGGUGUGCUCCGAGGGACGGGCUUGGUCAUAUUUGGCAGCGCAGUCAUCACGGUUGGCGCUGGCGGUAGCGGAGCGGAUGGGUGCGGGGGGGCAUGGGUAUGGGGCUUCUGCGGAGGCAACGAGCGGAGGUUCUUCUUCGAUCGGCUCUCUGAGGGCAUAUGGCGGCGGUCGGGGUGCGGGGGGCAGUUCCAGGACUGCGUACAGCGGGGGCUCAG